Messenger RNA from Acanthosepion pharaonis, 675 nucleotides. The record is from the annotation of a GenBank genome assembly. NCBI's taxonomy places the organism in Eukaryota, Metazoa, Mollusca, Cephalopoda, Sepiida, Sepiidae.
AUGCGUGUUUAUUUUGUUAAUUUCUUUCAUUCAUUCAUUCUUUAUUUAUUUAUUUAUUUAUUCUUUCUUUUCUGCUGCCCUUCAUAUUUUAUUUCCCCCUCUUCUGUCUUUUUUCUUCUUUUUGACUCCUUUAUGCGUGUUUAUUUUGUUAAUUUUUUCAUUCAUUCAUUCUUUUAUUUAUUUAUUUUUUUAUUCUUUCUUUUCUGCUGCCCUUCAUAUUUUAUUUCCCCCCUCUUCUCUUUUUUUCUUUUUUUUGACUCCUUUAUGCGUGUUUAUUUUUUUAAUUUCUUUCAUUCAUUCAUUCUUUAUUUAUUUAUUUAUUUAUUCUUUCUUUUCUGCUGCCCUUCAUAUUUUAUUUCCCCCUCUUCUGUCUUUUUUCUUCUUUUUGACUCCUUUAUGCGUGUUUAUUUUGUUAAUUUCUUUCAUUCAUUCAUUCUUUAUUUAUUUAUUUAUUUUUUCUUUCUUUCUGCUGCCUUCAUAUUUUAUUCCCCCUCUUCUGUCUUUUUUCUUCUUUUUGACUCUUUAUGCGUGUUUAUUUUGUUAAUUUCUUUCAUUCAUUCAUUCUUUAUUUAUUUAUUUAUUUUUUUUCUUUCUUUUCUGCUGCCCUUCAUAUUUUAUUUCCCUCUCUUCUUUUUUUUUCUCCUUUUGACUCCUUUUAUGUGUUUAUUUUGUUAA